AUGAUUGCGGAGGUCAUUACUGUCUUCUACGGACGUUUAGUAGCGACGGUAGAAAGCAAUUGGGCCGAGCUUACUAAUAAAUGGCUCAAUCCAGGGAGACACUCGACACGGGAGCGCGGCGCCCGAAGCGGGCACGGUAAACACGUACUAUCGGGGGCGCGGGCGGUGAGCCCUAGCGCUGGGGCGGCUCGGCGGCGACGGGGCUCGCGUUCGCUGGUCGGCCGGGGCCGUACCGUCGGCUUGGGCUUUCGCGCGACGACGGACGCGGGCGAGCGGCUCGCCUCCCGUGCGCGGUUUGAGGCCCUCCGCUCGCGACGCCGGUGCGCGCGCACCCGCCGGCCUAAUGCCGCCCUAUCUACGGCUAUCGAGUUAUCCGCGGGACUACUACUCGGCGCU
Iphiclides podalirius (scarce swallowtail) is the source of this 396-nucleotide messenger RNA. Lineage: Eukaryota; Metazoa; Arthropoda; Insecta; Lepidoptera; Papilionidae. The record is from the annotation of a GenBank genome assembly.